This is a messenger RNA of Colletotrichum godetiae, 2880 nucleotides long. RefSeq lists its product as uncharacterized. The coding region runs from base 307 to 2610 and encodes 767 amino acids. The record is from RefSeq and is a predicted model, not a curated record. NCBI's taxonomy places the organism in Eukaryota, Fungi, Ascomycota, Sordariomycetes, Glomerellales, Glomerellaceae. The transcript has 2 exons.
AGCUCUUCUUCGGUUGCUGCUGCUAGCUCUUCUACUGCUGCUGCUGCUGCCAGUUCUUCUGCUGCCGCUGCCAGCUCGUCGGCAGUUGCUCCCUCCUCUACUGCUGCUCCUGCCAGUUCAUCGGCCGCCCCCGCUACAUCGGCUGCCGCUACCACAUCUCCGGCUCAGCCUGGUCAGUCCUCUAUCGCAGUUCUCAGCCCCGACCCGGUGCCCUUCUCGAAGGCCCUUGAGAUCCAGCCCGGUGAAGCCGUUGUUGUCGAGAUCCCCAACACCAGUGGUAACGCGGAGAAGUUCGUUGUUCAGUCCAUGGGUUGCAGAGGUGUUCCCGCUGGAGAGUCGCCUUUCGAGAACACUGUCAACCCUCUCAAUGCCGCUACCGCACCUGCCUGCGCGGUUGCUUGCGCUUCCCAGUCCUUGGCGCUUACCACCGUCAUCAGAGGUACCUGCUUCUGCGGUUCUGUUCUCCGGACUUUGCCUCUCAUCCCGGCUGACCAGUGCGCCGCCGCCGCGAGCAGCCGUCGUCGCAGCUUCUUCAGACGCCAGGCUGGCACUGUUGAUCCCGCUACGAUUCUCAGCGUGACUCCUGCCAGCCAGGUUAACCUUGCUGCUGCCUCGACUACCUUGAGCUCAUCCUCCGUUCCUUCUGCCAUGGUGAACACUGACACGAACCUUCAGUUCGUCCCUACCAACACUGGAACCGCUGUUGCAAGCCAGAGCUCUACCUCUGGAGCCUCUUCCGGAACUUCCACUGUCUCUGGUUCGACUUCUGGAACGGUCUCUGCCUCCAACUCUGCCUCCAACUCUGCUUCCACCUCUGCGUCCAACGCUGGCUCCAGCUCUGUCACCAGCGCCGCCGCGGCCUCUGCGACUGACUUCAUCCUCGCCAUUGUCGGCGGAAGAGCCCCUACCAGCUCCAGCAGCUCCUCUUCUAGCACCGCCACCUCGUCUUCGAGCUCUUCCACUCGCAGCAGCAGCUCCUCUGGCAGCUCUUCCAGCACCGCCACCUCGUCUUCGAGCUCUUCCACUCGCAGCAGCAGCAGCAGCAGCACCUCGUCUGGCUCCAGCUCCAGUUCUUCUGGAACAACCACGUCUGCUAGCACCACGGUUACGACCAGCACCAGCUCUUCAAGCUCUUCUUCUAGCUCUUCUAGCGCUCCAUUCCUCAACACCACCAAUUCUAUCACCAUGAGGAAGCGUGGCCCAAUCAUGGCCCAGCUCAUGAACCGCCAGAGCGGCGCAACCACCUACGUCGGUACCACUGGACAGACCAACCCCACCAACUGCAACCAGGCUGCCGUCUUCAGAAUCGGCGUUUCUGGCACCAUCACCGUUGAUGGCAAUGCCCUCGGUGUCAACCCCGGUACUCCUUUCAUUGCUCUGCGCUCCGGCAGCACCGGAUCGAUCACCGCCACCUUCACCAACACCAACGGUGUUUUCGCAUGGAAGAAUGAUGCCUUCACUGGAGGUCAGGCUGGUUUCUGCCAGGACAACAGCGGUCAAGUUUACGCUACCUUCGGCACCACUGUCCCGCCUAACUGCACUCCGGUCACCUUGAGCGCCACUCCUCGUUCUUCCUGCACGGCAAGCGGUACUACUUCCAGCCUUCCCGCUUCCACCGCCGCUACUAACUCUGCGACCACCACUCCCGGCGGUGUUUCGGCCUCUUCUACCGUCAGCCCUGGAUCGACUCUUACCUCCAGCCCAACCACCACCCGCUCUGGCACGACUACCGCUCCUACCGGUGGCUCUACCUUUGUCAGCGGUGGCUCAACCUUCGUGACCGGCGGUUCAACUGGCGUCUCUGGUGGCUCUACCAUCGUCUCGGGCAGUUCCACGUUCGUUUCUGGCGGCUCUACCUUCGUCUCUGGAGGUUCUACCGUUGUCACUGGUGGAUCUACCAUUGUCAGCCCUACCACUGGUCCUGACGGCGGCGUGACGACCGACAGCACCGCCGCUGCAGCUACCUCCAGCGUUGCUCCCAACCCCGCCAGUGUUGACGGCUUCUCCCUUUUGGGAUGCUUCAGCUCUAGCAGCAGCUUCCCCACAUUCUUCCUGGCCCUGUCGGAUGCGUUGUUGACCCUCGAGAAGUGCACUGCUGCCUGCCCCGCCAGCUCCAGACUCGCUGCCUUGUUCGGUACCGACUGCUACUGUGGUGACAUCAUCGACAACACUCUCACCGUCCUCGUUCCCGAGAACCAGUGCAACACUGUCUGCCCUGGUAACCCUGCCCAGCGCUGCGGUGGACGCGCCUCUGCCGUCCGCCUGGCCCGUCGCCAGAUCCCCACUGAUGUCCGUCUUACCGUCUACGUCCGUCUCGACGUCUCCCCGCCCGUCGUCUCCACCGUCACCAGCGUCAGCAUCAGCACCGGCGCCGGUACUACCGUGCCUGUCACUGUUGUCAACACCGUCACCCAGCCUGGCACCACCAUCACUGGUGCGCCGGUUCCUACCAGCACUGGCCCCAACGUUGCCGGCACCCUCACGCUGCCUCCCGGUCUGUACACGGCUGGCGCUCCUUUGCCUGGCGGCGAGGUUUGCUACGUCGUCACCCGAUCCUGGUUCAUCGGACAGACGUCGCUGCUCCCUGCCCUGCCCAUGCCUACCGCCUGAGCGUGACUUUUCCAGCACCGAAUCACGAAGUCAUUAGCAUAAGAUACAUGUACGGUUCACAUAUAGACUAGGGAGUUCUCUCCCGCGGCUUAUGGGAUUUGUGUGAAAUUUUGUUCUAACUAGCAUGGGGAAAGGGAACAGUUACGACUUGUACGAACUGUAUCACUGGGUAAUAUUAGUAGGAGAUGUUUUGUAGUUUAUUUUAUCUUCUUUUGUCGUGAACUUGGUUUAAGAGAAUAGAUGAUUAGGACUCCAACGUUUGAUUCACGC